AUGGCACCUUUCGCUAAGCUCUCUACCAUCGCUCUCAUGAUUGCCUCUGGCGCAGUGGCUGCUCCAUGGGACCAUACCACCCGACAAGCUACCCACAGCAAGUUCGCUGUUGGGCCUCGUAAGGUUGAGUUCCAAUCUUACCAUCCUCCAUCGACUUUCGAGACCUAUGGCACCGGAAUCGAUCACCCUCUUACCAAGCGUGGGGUCGAGAAUGCCGAUCCUGCUGAAGCCGCCAAAGCUUUCCUCGAAACGAAACUUGGCGUUUCUGCCGAUGAUAUCUCCCACAGGAGUGGCUCUACCUCCGACGUUGCUAAGCAUGAAUACUUCCGCCAGAGAUUUAACGGUAUUGCCGUCGCCAAUGCUGUCGCCAAUGUAGCGCUUAAGAAUAACAAGGUCGUUUCGUACGGAGCAAGCUUUGUGAAGCCAAAGUCCGUGGCCUCUACGACUCCAACGCUGACCAAGGAAGAGGCCAUUGCAAAAGCCGAAGCGGCUACGGAUGCUAAAUAUAAUGACUGGCCUACCACUCUCGAGGCAUGUGCAGCUAUCCCACAAGUAAACGAGGAAACUGGCGAGUGGUACGAGGCAUACGUCGAUGCCAGCAAUGGGGAAAUUGUCAAUAUGAUUAACUUUGUGCACAAAGCCAGCUACCGCGUUGUUCCGUUCACCUCGCAGGAUCCGGAGGACGGCUUUACCACUGUGACCGAUCCCCAUGACACUGUUGCUUCACCCAACGGCUGGCACCAGUACGGCACUACAACCACAACUUCUACAUCCGGAAACAACGUUCUCGCAUACAAAGGCUCGACCACUGCCACAACCUCGCAAUCGAGUGCCGGGAAUAACUAUGAUUAUACUUUGGACUCGACAGCUGCGCCUGCUACUAGUAUUGAUGCCGCACGUGUCAACGCAUUCUACGUCGCCAACAUGAUUCACGAUCUAACGUAUCGUUACGGCUUCGACGAGGCGUCUUACAAUUUCCAACAAGAUAACAACGGAAAAGGAGGAGCCCAAAACGACCGUGUCCAGAUUUCUGUCCAGGAUACCGCGUAUACAAACAACGCAGACUUCUCUACUCCUCCGGAUGGACAGUCGGGUAAAAUGCGCAUGUUUGUUUGGACGUAUACUAAUCCGAGGCGGGAUGGAGCUUUCGAGAACGAUAUUGUCACACACGAGUAUGGACACGGCAUCUCGAAUCGAUUGACCGGAGGAGGAACUGCACGGUGCUUAACAACUCAGCAAAGCUGGGGGCUGGGAGAAGGCUGGUCUGAUGCACUUGCAGACUGGACCGAGCAAACGAGUGAGGCGAAGGCCCUUUCGGACUUUACUAUGGGCGAAUAUGUCACUAAGAUUGCCGGCGGUAUUCGAUCUUACCCGUACUCUACUAGCAAGUCAGUCAACCCGCUAACCUAUGCCUCGCUUGCAUCUCUCGGAAAUGAAGAACAUGCUGUUGGCGAGGUCUGGGCUUUGAUAUGGCACGAGAUUUACGCUAGUUUGAUCAAUAAACUUGGAUUCUCGACUAACAAAAACGAGUCGACGGGUACUGCUGGAAACAUUGUUGCACUUCUCAAACUUCAGCCUUGCAAUCCUACCUUUAUCACUGCUCGAGAUGCCAUUAUUCAGGCGGACGCAAACCGGUACGGCGGGGCCAACAAGUGUGCACUUUGGGCAGCGUUCGCCAAGCGUGGUCUUGGCUCAAGUGCUACAGAGACUCGUCGGGAUAGCACUACUCUUCCAAGCGGAUGCUGA
Molecule: messenger RNA, 1746 nt
Organism: Rhizoctonia solani
Lineage: Eukaryota; Fungi; Basidiomycota; Agaricomycetes; Cantharellales; Ceratobasidiaceae
Product: extracellular metalloproteinase MEP
Exons: 10
Coding region: 1-1746 (581 amino acids)
Molecular function (GO): metalloendopeptidase activity; zinc ion binding
Source: RefSeq, a predicted model, not a curated record